Aspergillus melleus is the source of this 885-nucleotide messenger RNA. RefSeq lists its product as uncharacterized. NCBI's taxonomy places the organism in Eukaryota, Fungi, Ascomycota, Eurotiomycetes, Eurotiales, Aspergillaceae. The record is from RefSeq and is a predicted model, not a curated record. The transcript has a single exon. Bases 1 to 885 code for a protein of 294 amino acids.
AUGAAGACCACCGGAUCUAUCCUCGCCGUCGCCGGCCUUGUCUCCAUGGCCAACGCCCACGGUUUCGUCACCAGCCCCAAGCCCCGUAUGCCCGGCUCUGCCAUGCAGUCUGCUUGCGGUCAGCAGGUCAAGACCAACCAGGAGUCCGACAACUACGGCAACAUCCAGGGUGAGCUCCAGGUCGCCAGCGGCCAGAGCGACUACGACGCCGCCAAGUGUGACAUCUGGCUCUGCAAGGGUUACAAGUUCGCCGACAACAAGGACAACGUCUACUCCUACAAGGCCGGUGAGAAGAUCAACUUCGAGGUUGACAUCCGUGCCCCUCACACCGGUGUUGCCAACGUCUCCGUCGUCGACACUGCCUCCAACUCCGUCAUUGGCAGCCCCCUGAUCUCCUGGGACGAGUACGCCUCCACCGCCUCCGGUGUCAAGGACGACGAGACCAGCUUCAGCGUCACCAUGCCCGACGACCUCGGCAGCAAGUGCUCCACCGCCGGUGACUGUGUCCUCCAGUGGUACUGGUUCGCCGAGUCCAUCGACCAGACCUACCAGUCUUGCGUUGACUUCACCCUUGGUGGCUCCGGCUCCUCGGGCUCCUCCGACUCCGGCUCCAGCUCCAGCUCCAGCUCUGCUGCCGGUGCCGCCUCUACCACCGCCCCCAUUGCCAUCACCACCACCCCCAGCACUGGUAACCAGGUUGUCUCCAGCGCUGCCCCUACCACCCUGGCCACCAGCGUGAAGCAGGCUGCCACCACUGAGGCCGCUCCCGUUGCCACCACCGCUGCUGCCUCCGCCUCCACCUCCAUCCCCAAGGACGGCACCGCUGAGGAGCAGCUGACCUACGUGGCCAGCAUCUUCAAGGCUCUCCUCAACUACGCCAACUAG